Apis florea (little honeybee) is the source of this 2816-nucleotide messenger RNA. It is a transcript of the gene RnrL, whose product is annotated as Ribonucleoside diphosphate reductase large subunit. Gene Ontology annotation, molecular function: ATP binding; ribonucleoside-diphosphate reductase activity, thioredoxin disulfide as acceptor. NCBI's taxonomy places the organism in Eukaryota, Metazoa, Arthropoda, Insecta, Hymenoptera, Apidae. Gene Ontology annotation, biological process: deoxyribonucleotide biosynthetic process. Gene Ontology annotation, cellular component: ribonucleoside-diphosphate reductase complex. The record is from RefSeq and is a predicted model, not a curated record.
UUAUAAAUACUAACAAUCUUAAUAAAAAGUUCUCGAGGCAAAUAAAAGUAUUGGAUGUUAUCUAUUUUAUACUUUAUCUGUGCUUCUAUUUCGCGCCAAAAAACCAUAACGAAUAGAAUAAGAAAGAUUAAUAAUUAUUGCAAUUUUAAAUAUAAUCAAAUUAUUGUGAUUUAAAAAUGGUUGGAAAAGGAAGAAUGUAUGUAAUAAAACGCGAUGGACGCAAAGAAGAUGUUCAUUUCGACAAAAUUACAUCUAGAAUAUCUAAAUUAUGUUAUAAUUUAGAUAUGGAUUAUAUAGAUCCUUCUGCAAUCACUUUUCGUGUUAUCAGUGGUUUAUAUUCAGGUGUAACUACUGUUGAAUUAGAUAAUCUUGCAGCUGAAACAGCAGCAACUAUGACUACCAAACAUCCAGAUUAUGCAAUAUUAGCUGCACGAAUUGCAAUUUCUAAUCUUCAUAAAGAAACAACAAAAAGUUUUAGUGAAGUAAUGUAUAAUUUAUAUCAUGUAAAGGAACAAUAUACAAAUAAUCAAAAACCAGUUAUUAGUGAGAAAUAUUACAAUAUCAUACAAAAAAAUGCAAAUAAGUUAAAUUCUGCAAUAAUUUAUGAUAGAGAUUUUAGUUAUAAUUAUUUUGGUUUCAAAACGCUUGAAAGAAGUUAUUUAUUAAAAAUACAUGGAAAAGUAGUUGAAAGACCACAGCAUAUGUUAAUGAGAGUUGCAGUUGCUAUCCAUGGUGAAGAUAUUGAUAAAGCUAUAGAAACUUAUAAUUUUUUAUCAGAACGUUAUUUUACACAUGCAUCUCCAACACUUUUUUCUGCAUGUACUAGGCAACAGCAAAUGUCUAGUUGUUUUUUAUUAACAAUGAGUGAAGAUAGUAUUGAAGGAAUUUACGAUACAUUAAAAAGAUGCGCACUCAUUAGUAAAUCAGCUGGUGGUAUUGGACUUAAUGUACAUUGUAUUCGAGCAAGAGGUACACCAAUAGCUGGUACACUUGGUGUAUCUAAUGGUUUGAUUCCAAUGAUUAGAGUAUACAAUAAUACAGCUCGAUAUGUUGAUCAAGGAGGAAAUAAAAGACCUGGAGCAUUUGCUAUAUAUUUAGAACCAUGGCAUGCAGAUAUUUUUGAAUUUCUAGAUCUUAAAAAAAAUACUGGUAAAGAAGAAAAUAGAGCUAGAGAAUUAUUCUAUGCUCUAUGGAUACCUGAUCUUUUUAUGAAACGAGUUUUGGAUAAUGGUAUAUGGACUUUAAUGUGUCCACAUGAAUCUCCUGGUCUAGCUGAUGUUUGGGGCAAUGAAUUUGAAAUUCUUUAUACACGGUAUGAAAAUGAGAAAAGAUAUAAACGACAAAUUCAAGCUAGAGAUUUAUGGACAGCUAUUCUUAUUUCUCAAGUUGAAACAGGAACUCCAUAUAUGCUUUAUAAAGAUCAUUGCAAUCGCAAAUCAAAUCAUCAAAAUAUAGGAACAAUAAAGAGUAGUAAUUUAUGUACAGAAGUUGUGCAGUAUUCCAGUCCAGAUGAAGUUGCUGUGUGUAAUUUAGCUUCAAUUGCUGUUAAUAUGUUUGUAAAUCCCAAUAAUCAAACAUUUGAUUUUCAAAAACUUCUGAAAGUAACAAAAAUUGUUACUUGUAAUCUCGACAAAAUUAUCGAUGUCAAUUAUUAUCCUAUUCCAGAAGCGAGAAAGUCAAAUUUUAGACAUAGACCUAUAGGUAUUGGAAUUCAAGGUCUUGCAGAUGCAUUUCUUUUAAUGCGUUAUCCAUUUGAAAGUGAAGAGGCACAAAAACUUAAUAUUCAGAUAUUUGAAACAUUGUAUUAUGGUGCUUUAGAAGCCAGCUGUGAACUUGCUGAAGAAAAAGGUACAUAUGAAACUUAUGAAGGUAGUCCAGUAAGCAAAGGAAUUUUACAAUACGAUAUGUGGAAUGUUAUUCCAACUAAUUUAUGGGAUUGGACUAUUUUAAAAAAAAUUGCUAAAUAUGGAGUUAGAAAUUCUUUGUUAAUUGCACCGAUGCCAACAGCAUCAACAGCACAAAUUUUAGGAAAUAAUGAAUCUAUAGAACCAUACACCAGCAAUAUUUACACAAGAAGAGUUCUGUCAGGAGAGUUUCAAGUUGUAAAUCCUCAUUUAUUACGAGAUUUAACUGAAAGAGAUCUUUGGGAUGAGGAUAUGAAAAAUGAAAUUAUAGCAAAUAAUGGCUCUAUACAAGACAUAGAACGUAUACCAGAUGAUUUAAAAAUGCUUUAUAAAACAGUUUGGGAAAUACCACAAAAAAUAAUUUUAAAAAUGGCAGCAGAUCGUGGUGCAUUUAUAGAUCAAUCACAAUCAUUAAAUGUUCAUAUGGCAAAACCAACAACAGAAAAACUUACUUCAAUGCAUUUUUAUGGAUGGAAAAUGGGUUUAAAAACUGGCAUGUAUUAUUUAAGAACAAAACCAGCAGCAAAUGCUCUUCAAUUUACAGUUGAUAAAUCCAAAUUACGAAAUAUAACCAACAUUACUUCUAAUCAAUCUAUUAAUUCUGAAAAUGAUAAUAAUGAAGAACUUAAUAAUAGUUCUCAAAAUGGAUGGUUACAAGAUCAAAAUAAAGAAGAUGUAGACAUAGUACUCGCAUGUUCUCGCGAAAAUGGAGAUGCAUGCAUGGCCUGUGGAUCAUAAAUACGAUUUUCUUAUUAUUUAAAAUUAUAUAUAUUGUAUUUAAAUUACGAUUUUUAUUUAAAAUUAUAAAUGAAAAUUAUUUCAUAUUUUUAUGAGUAUUGCUUUUCAGUAUGUAUUUUAUAAUAAUAUGGUGUUGAAAAAUUCUGAAAUAAAUAAAAUCUGUUAUUAAUUAAU